Messenger RNA from Xyrichtys novacula (pearly razorfish), 4492 nucleotides. Lineage: Eukaryota; Metazoa; Chordata; Actinopteri; Labriformes; Labridae. The record is from the annotation of a GenBank genome assembly.
UCUUCUCCGCGGCUCCACGCGCGAUGUCUUCUUCAGCUGUGCUAAUCCAAACUCUGCCCGCCGUUCAGAGGCUGCAGGUCCGACCGCCUGUUUUCUUAGCUGCGAGCUGUUCCCAGAGAGCAGGGCUCACCAAACGCUUUGACACGUUGUGAGAAAUAUCCGCAUUGUAUCCGUGGAAGCUGUCAACAACUUAAUUACCUGAAGCAGUUGAGAGCAGGGGACAGCAAAACACCUCGUUUCAGUCUGACAAUGUGUGUCUUCUAAGGAGGGACGUUUUAACUUCACUCUAUUAAGAUUUCACAUUUGUAUCAUAUUUGAUACAUGCUUUUAUGAUACUUCUAUCAAUCAAUAUGAUCAACAAAUCACUAAAAAUACACCUGAAUACAGUCUGAUAAAUGAUAAAAAAUGUCCUCUUGUGGUUUAUCAGUUUUCAAAAACAUCUAAUGUGUCAAAGGAGAUCAAUAAAUAUAUUUGUUUAAUUUUAAGGACAUUUUGAUGUUUUUGGUUUUCAGUAGUAAGUGAAAUAAACAUUUCAGCUCCAAAAAAAUGAAUUUUCCGGCCAUAAUUUGUAGUUUCGGGCAUUAAGGGGUUAAAGAUGUAGAAAGUGGCUUAUAAUCAAACAACAUGACACUUGAUUUCACCUUUAAAUUCAGCUGUUACACAUGGUUACAUUGCUUACUGGUGAUCCAAUAUAAACUGCAGCAUCUCCUCAUUAGAAGUGAAAUAAUUACCUAAAAUUUGAUUUACAUAAGUUUGUUUAUGCUCAUUUUUGUUUUAUUUAAUUCACCCAGUAAAAGUACUUACCAAAGCUCUCAUUAAAAAGCUGUUUAAAAAAAUCAAGGCAGUCUGAUUUGCACUCUUAAAAAAGUAAAAAGAAAGUUGUCCUUCAAAAUUAAAUUAUCUUUUUAUUUUAAAGUAGCAAAUGAUAAAAUUAAAUAUGUGUUUUCUGCAGCCUAACUGGAGUCUACUUGUACUGAAACUGCUCCCCUAUAAUGACCAUUUGCUGCAGGCCAAAUCUCUCAUCUAAAUCAAUAAAAGUACUUAAAAGGGCCAACGCUUGUUGAGAUGAUGCCCUUAAAAAUCUGCAAGAAAUUAAUCAAAUUCAACCAGUUUUGUAGGACAGCUCUUUUCAAUAAUGCUUUAUAAAACAUCUGAAAUAGCAUAAAGUUGAUAUAUCGUCAAAUGUCCAAUGUACUCCGUUUUAAGAAACUUAAAGUUCAGUUUAAAGUACUCUUGUGAGGCAUCAUGUCUUUGCUAAAUAAAGAAAAUCUACAUUAUUGAAGUUCAUAAAAACUUUAAAAAGGAAAUUAUCAUUAGAUUUCAACCCUAUAAACUAUGUAAAAAGGAAACAAAACACUGCACCAUGUAGGAUACUAAUGGGAAAAGGUAAUAUUUAGGAAAUGUUUCAAGGAAAUUUCUGGAUUGUUUUAUUUGCAUAAUAAAAAACAAAAGUGUCAUAUAACUUAAAACAGGAUGGAGAAAAACCUGUUAAUUAAAGACAGUUUGCACUGUAAAAAUACUUUUAUUGAUUUAGUUUUUUUUAAAUCUCAGCCUUGAUUUUUGCUCUGUGUGUUUUGCAAACUAUUACUUUGCAGCCUACAAAGCUAACCAUCUAAAAACCUUACAGUCACUUGGUUAAAUGGAACAAAUAAAAGUCAAGCUGUGAUUUCUCCUCUGCAAACACCUCAGCACUCUUCCUUAUUGCUUCUGGCCACUUGAAUAAAACUCCUGCACCAUGGUGACCAUCUGUUCUGUGCUGAGUUGGAGUACUUGUCUUGUGUCAAUAACUUUAAUGGUCAAAAUUUGGCCCUCUGAGGCAGAAUGGUGCAGGGAAUCACCCGGCGGUGUCAGUUGUGUAAUUAGUCUUUUAAUGAGCUGUGGCAAACAGAGAUCUCCUCACUCGCAGCACCUUCAGUGAUGAUCUUGAGGUGUUUAGAAGGGGCUUACCGCCGUAAUGCGAAUUUGCAGGGCUUGAAAUGUUACACCUUCCUUUGCAGCUGGGCUGCAUCUGCAACGCUGCUGUCUGCAGCGUAAAAAUUGGCCUGCAUACUCCUGAAAGUGGUCAACCUCUUUUCUGCACAGUUUGACCAAACAAAAGUAAACUCUUUUAUAUUUAUGUCUUCAUAUUGAAGUGGCACUGUCAUUGUCAGAUCUAAAAGGACAGCUCAAGGCUGCCUGGAGAUAAAUCAAACAAAAAGAAGGUCCCUUGUGUCGACUUGAAAACUGGCGAAUGUGGUGGGUAGAGCUGCAAAUGUUCACCCACUCUCCUGAAACAUUCCCAAACAUUGUAUUCAUCACGGCCUUGCAGGAGGAAGGUUUUGGACGGAGUGAUUGGUGGUGAUGAGUAGGAAAACACCAGUAAGUGCAGAUGUGGGAAACUCUGCAGGGUACUGGGGGGUGAGAUGGGGCAGGGAGGGAGCUGAGCUAACCCCAGCCUGCCUUCUGGCUGGGCCAAUGGGCCAUGGUAAUUAGAUCUGGCCAAUGUGGGCCCUGGGCUCUGGCCUGGGGGCAUAAAAGGGGGGCCCAGGGCAACAGACCCCUCAUAUCACUCAGAGGUCUCCUCUCUAUCACCACUCCUUCCUUCCUUCCUUCCUUCCUCUGCGCCCAUUUCUACAUCCACUCCAACCCUAACCAGCCAUGGAUGUCUUUUCACCAUCUCAGGUCUACUACGACCGAGCGUGCACCUCGUCCCCAGACAGCCUAGAGUUUGGCCCCGGCAUGGAGCUCGCGGGCUCUGAGGAGGAUGAGCAUGUCAGGGUCCCUGGAGCCCCUCACCAGCCGGGACACUGCCUCCAGUGGGCCUGCAAAGCCUGCAAACGCAAGUCCAACUUUGUGGACCGGAGACGAGCCGCCACAAUGCGCGAGCGUCGGCGGCUGAAGAAGGUGAACCACGCGUUUGAAGCUUUGAGGCGCUGCACCUCAGCCAACCCCAGCCAACGACUUCCAAAGGUGGAGAUCCUCCGCAACGCCAUCCAGUACAUCGAGAGCCUGCAGGACCUGCUUCGAGAGCAGGUGGAGAACUACUACGGCCUGCCUGGAGAGAGCAGCUCCGAGCCGGGGAGUCCACUGUCCAACUGUUCGGAUGGCAUGGUAAGACCCACAUCUGUAGAUUUGAACGUGUGUUUUAUGCACCUUUAGGUUUCUUGUAGGGGAAGAACUACAAAUGCAUGUAAGACAGGACUUCAUCUUGUCAGAUCAUCACCUGUUGACCUCCAGAAUCAUUCCGAUCUGCCCAAAACAGCUCUGAUUUCUCAUUAUUUCCUCGCAAAAUAGAGCCUGGAUUUCCAAUUUGAAAAAGUUCUUCGUCAGAGAGCUUGUCUUGCCUCAAGACCUCAAUUACCCUGCUUCCCCAUGCAUGUCAUACCCUGCUGUAAUUCUUUAAUGCAAACAUCUAUUCAGCAGCCUAACAUGUAUCCCUGCCCUCCCUGUGCAACACUUGUUAUUACCAGUCAGGAUGAAUUAGUUGCUUUUGACAACAGUUGAAGGUGACAGCGUGUCCGUUAAUAUAAAAGAGCUCAUAAUGCUGGAUGCAGUAAUUGCUUUCCCACCAUCGGACACUUUAUAGCCCCCCUAAUAAACCGAACUAAAUCCACCUUGCUGAAGUCUGGCAGGAAAAACCGGGGCGCGUUUCUGCAUUCCAUCCUGCCUGCAUGUUCUGCACCGCUGCCAGGAUUUUCUGCAGAUUUACUCAGAGAAAGUGUCAUCUUGCACAAACUGGUGUUGCUUCCACUGAUACAAUCGAUUGGCCACGCUCGGAGCAAAGCGGGCAGGGCAGCGCACACACUCACUGCCGCUCCGUCUUUAAGGUGCAUGUGAAAUAAAGAAGGCCCAUAACUUUGGAAUUCAGGAUUUAUUGGUCUGUCUAGAAAAUCAUGAAGGGCGCAGGGUUGUUUUUGCUCUUUUUUUUUUUUUGCUUCUGCUUCUCUGUUAGAAACUUCUAAACACAUUACAGUUAAUGUCUAUUAGCAGGAGGGUUUUUACAGUGCACUUUUUGUAGAAACUCAAGGUUAAAUUUGAUUUUUCUGUUCUUUUCCAGGCUGACAGCAACAGUCCAGUGUGGCAACAGCUGAAUGCGAAUUACAGCAACAGUUAUUCGUAUGCAAAGAAUGGUAAGAAACUUCUACAGAUUGAUAUGAAAAUAACAGCACUCUCAAAAAUGGGAUAAUAGGAUAUUUUACAUUAUUUUUUCCACUUAUAUCUCAAAGAAGAAAAUAAAUACAAAUUAAAUACUUUCUAUCUGGAGACUUUUAUAAAAUCCAGUCUAAUCCCCCAAAUUUUCUUCCCAUUUUCAGACAGUUUAGGCGAUAAAUCAGCCGGGGCCUCCAGCCUCCAGUGCCUCUCCAGCAUCGUAGAUCGCCUGUCUUCAGUCGAGUCCAGCUGCGGCCCGGCGGCUAUAAGAGACAUGCCAUCCACUUUCUCCCCCGGCAGCUCUGACUCACAGCCGAGCACGCCGGAAAGCCCCGGAUCCAGGCCCGUCUACCACGUCCUGUGA